UUGCUCCCACAUUCACUGUAGUCAUGUUCACCUCCACGCAUGUUUUGUGUCAUGUUUGUGUCCUGCUGCAUUGUCUUCGGUCUCUGUAUUGUCGUGGUGUCUUAUUGUGAUGCGUGUCUUUAUUUUUUUUUGUCCCAUCCCCACAGGAGGCUUUUUGCCUCUUGGUAGGCCUUCAUUGUAAAUAAGAAUUUGUUCUUAAUUAACUUUCCUAGUUAAAGAACACUACCUGGGUUUCGUUUUGAGAUGGGCCUAUAUGUGGUUGUUGUUGAAUAAUUACCCGGUUCGUCACAUGAAUAGGAAGGCCUUGUCUGCACCAUCAUGACAGACGGGGAAGAGGCGCUAUAGCAGCCUGACCAGAAGACAAGGUCACAUGGAUGGGUUCCAGCAGCUACCCUCCCCUGAGCACCUAGAACAGGUCAAUUGGGAGACUGGGGCUAACAGCACAUUGCCCCUGUGUGGCCCAAACUCUCCACAGACCCUGGACACAGCAGCUGAUAUCAUAUGGACUGCACAGGAGGAAGAGGCAGUGGCCUCUGACUUUGGAGACCUGCUGGGGGUUGGGGGACCUCGACCUCUCCGCCCCACUGCCCUCCCCAUCUCGAGGGUAUCAUGGAAUGGGUCUGGCAGCCAACAGAAUGAAAGAGGGGAAGAGGAGAGACUGGAGAAGGUGAAGACCAGCCACAGCAGACAAGACAGUCCAGCUGCUGCUACCAACUAUACAGCAGGAGCCUUCCUCCCAGGAGACAGCGAUGGCGGAGGCAGCAGAGUGUGGUGCCUCCUCUUUCUCCCCUUGCCCUCCAGACAGACCAGGACAAACUUCAACCUGAGUAAAGAUGUGACCUGUGGCAUCUGCAUGAAGACGGUGUACGAGAAGACCAGCGCUGGGGAUAGGCGCUUCGGCAUCCUGCCAGAGCUACAGUGUCACCUGGAGAAAAAAACAAAACUUCCAGGAAGAAGUUACAAAGGGUUGCCAAAAGUGCAGAGUCAAGUCGGCGUUUUACAUCCCCAACAAGUACUGGGUGGAAGGACAACCAAAGGAAACCCUUAUCCGUAACUUUAAAGAUGCAG
Messenger RNA from Oncorhynchus keta (chum salmon), 1068 nucleotides. RefSeq lists its product as uncharacterized. The transcript is spliced from 3 exons. Lineage: Eukaryota; Metazoa; Chordata; Actinopteri; Salmoniformes; Salmonidae. The record is from RefSeq and is a predicted model, not a curated record. Bases 371 to 1054 code for a protein of 227 amino acids.